This is a messenger RNA of Gilbertella persicaria, 1109 nucleotides long. RefSeq names its product Zinc/iron permease. Gene Ontology annotation, molecular function: zinc ion transmembrane transporter activity. The transcript is spliced from 3 exons. The coding region runs from base 110 to 988 and encodes 292 amino acids. Gene Ontology annotation, biological process: zinc ion transmembrane transport. NCBI's taxonomy places the organism in Eukaryota, Fungi, Mucoromycota, Mucoromycetes, Mucorales, Choanephoraceae. Gene Ontology annotation, cellular component: membrane. The record is from RefSeq and is a predicted model, not a curated record.
CAAUAAUUAAUCCAAUCACGCUGUUUGAAAUAAGAAAUAGAAAGCUGUCGUUUUUUUUCAUUUCUUUUUCCCUUUUUCUUUUUUUAUCUUAUUAAAAAAAAAAUACAUAAUGAUUGAAGAAGGCUGGCUUAUGGUGCUUGUGUCUUCAUUAGCCUGUAUAUCCGGUGCCAGUAUCGUAUUUCUUGGUAGACAAAUACUAGAAAACCAGCAUUUUCUUUCAGCCUCUAUGGCGUUAGGAGGAGGAGUUCUUGUGUUCAAUUCCUUAUAUACACUAUUGCCAGCCUCACAGCAGAAACUCAAUUCUGAUUUCUACAUGUUUUUAUGCUUUUUUAUUGGUGUGAUUUUCACUGUCUGUCUAACACGUUUUAUUCAGUGGUGUACACCUCACGCUAUUCAUACAUGCGAUUCUUUGUCCAACACAGAUAGCUCUAAACCAUUAUUUUCUCAUCAACACCAUCAUCACGAGGAACGAGGAUAUGGUAGUAUGGUUAUUCACAGUGAUCAUUCAACCGAGAGAGCCGACUAUUUCCUUAUUGGUGUUCAAACUGCUAUUGCUAUCUGCAUUCACAAAUUCCCAGAGGGUCUCAUUAUGUUUAUAUCCAACAAAUCAUCAAGUCAACUGGGUCUUAGUGUAGCUGCUGCAAUCAGUAUUCAUAACUUUAUUGAAGGCUUUCUGAUCGCAUUGCCCUUGUUUUAUGCAACAGGAUCCCGCCUUUCUGCUUUUACUUAUGCAUCAUUCUUAGGUGGUCUAUCACAGCCAUUGGGUGCCAUGAUUGGGCUACUAGUGAUUCACAAUAAAGAUCAAUUCCAAGAACAAUUCCUAUUUGGCAUUAUAUUUGGCAUUGUCAGUGGCAUGAUGUGCUACAUUGCUAUACAGAGUAUGAUUCCUCAAGCAGUUCGAUCAGAUGCAAGCCACCAAUGCGUACCUUUGUUUUUCUUUAUUGGCAUUUUCCUCGUGGGUUUAUCUUCUUUACUUCACUCCAUUUAAAUGAUACCCAACUUUGCAUUCAUCGUACAUAUCAUAUCGUUUAAAAAAAACAUCUUGUAAAUAAAACACAAAUUAUACAAAUUUAUACAAUUUGUAUAAUUUAGUCAAUCGACAUCUAAAC